Gavialis gangeticus (Gharial) is the source of this 1969-nucleotide messenger RNA. It is a transcript of the gene GRK5, whose product is annotated as G protein-coupled receptor kinase 5. Gene Ontology annotation, molecular function: G protein-coupled receptor kinase activity; ATP binding. Gene Ontology annotation, biological process: protein phosphorylation; regulation of signal transduction; signal transduction. The record is from RefSeq and is a predicted model, not a curated record. Gene Ontology annotation, cellular component: cytoplasm. NCBI's taxonomy places the organism in Eukaryota, Metazoa, Chordata, Crocodylia, Gavialidae. The coding region runs from base 81 to 1853 and encodes 590 amino acids. The transcript has 16 exons.
GAGGCUGCGCAUCGCCCCGCUGCGGAGCCGCCGCCAGCCCGAGCCCAGCCCGCUGCGGCGCCGCUGCCGCCCGCCCGUCCAUGGAGCUGGAAAACAUCGUGGCCAACACCGUCCUGCUGAAAGCCAGGGAAGGGGGUGGAGGAAAGCGCAAAGGCAAGAGCAAAAAGUGGAAGGAAAUCUUGAAGUUCCCUCACAUUAGCCAGUGUGAAGAUCUCCGAAGAACAAUAGAGAGAGAUUACUACAGCUUAUGUGAAAAGCAGCCAAUUGGAAGGCUUCUCUUUCGGCAGUUCUGUGAAACUCGACCUGAGCUUGAGUGCUGCAUUAGAUUUCUUGACUCGGUGGCAGAAUAUGAAAUUGCUCCAGAUGAAACACUGGGAGAGAAAGGAAAGGAAAUCAUGAUGAAAUACCUCACCCCAGAGUCCCCAGUUUAUGUCACAGAAGUCAGUCGAGAUCUUGUCCAGCAGACGGAGGAAAAACUCGAAAUCAGCCCCUGCAAAGAGCUUUUUUCUCACUGUACAAAAUCUGUCCUUGACUACCUAAGUGGGGAGCCAUUUCAAGAAUAUCUAGACAGCAUGUACUUUGAUAGGUUUCUCCAGUGGAAGUGGCUGGAAAGGCAGCCAGUAACGAAAAACACAUUUAGACAGUACAGAGUACUAGGAAAAGGUGGUUUUGGGGAGGUGUGCGCUUGCCAAGUCCGGGCAACAGGGAAAAUGUAUGCCUGCAAGAGAUUAGAGAAGAAGAGAAUAAAGAAGAGGAAAGGCGAAUCCAUGGCACUAAAUGAAAAGCAGAUUUUAGAAAAAGUCAAUAGUCAGUUUGUAGUCAAUUUAGCCUAUGCCUAUGAAACAAAAGAUGCACUGUGUUUAGUUCUGACCAUAAUGAACGGGGGUGACUUGAAGUUCCACAUCUACAACAUGGGAAACCCAGGCUUUGAAGAGGAAAGAGCUCUGUUUUAUGCGGCGGAGAUUCUCUGUGGCUUGGAAGAUCUACACAGAGAAAAUACUGUGUACAGAGAUUUGAAGCCAGAAAACAUCCUAUUAGAUGAUUAUGGUCAUAUUAGAAUAUCUGAUUUGGGUCUAGCGGUUAAAAUUCCUGAGGGUGAAUCAAUCCGUGGAAGAGUAGGGACGGUAGGGUAUAUGGCCCCAGAAGUCUUGAACAAUCAGAGAUACACUCUCAGCCCUGACUACUGGGGACUCGGGUGUCUCAUUUAUGAAAUGAUUGCUGGACAAUCACCGUUUCGUGGAAGGAAAGAGAAGGUGAAGAGAGAAGAGGUGGACAGGAGAGUCCUGGAGACGGAAGAGGUUUACUCCCAUAAGUUUUCUGAGGAGGCCAAGUCUAUCUGUAAAAUGCUCUUAACCAAAGAUGUGAAGCAGAGGAUGGGCUGUCAGGGAGAAGGUGCGGCAGAAGUGAAGAGACACCCGUUUUUCAAGAGUAUGAAUUUCAAACGAUUAGAAGCAGGAAUGCUGGAUCCUCCCUUUGUCCCUGAUCCCCGAGCAGUGUACUGCAAGGAUGUGUUAGACAUAGAGCAAUUCUCAACAGUGAAAGGAGUAAACCUGGACCAAACAGAUGAUGAUUUCUAUUCUAAGUUUUCCACAGGAUCAGUAUCUAUACCAUGGCAAAAUGAGAUGAUCGAAACAGAGUGUUUUAAAGAGCUAAAUGUGUUUGGACCAAAUGGCACUAUUUCACCAGACCUAAACAAAAGCUACCCCCCAGAGCCACCCAAGAAAGGAUUACUACAUAGAAUAUUUAAACGACAGCAUCAAAACAAUUCAAAGAGUUCUCCAAAUUCAAAGGCCAGUUUAAAUCACCACAUAAAUUCCAACCAUGUAAGUUCAAACUCCACCGGAAGCAGCUAGUUCCAACUCAGCUUUUUUGAAACAACAUAUUGCAUCCUUCCACUCUAAUCUAAGGAGCUUCUAAGGAUGAGAGCGCAUCCACCAUUGAAUUAAAAAAAAAAAAAAAAAAAAAAUUC